AUGUUUGCUGGAUCAGCUAAUGGAACCCUUUUACCACCUUAUAAAGUUUACAAGGCUAAAACAAUAUCCAAUAGUUGGAGAAUGAACGGUCCAAAAGGUUCUAGGUAUGCAUCUAGUAAGUCAGGAUGGUUUGAUAGCUAUGCGUUUGAUGAUUGGAUAAGAAGUAUUGCCAUUCCUUAUUUGAGAAAAUUGUCUGGUAGAAAAAUUUUAAUAGGAGACAAAUUAUCAAGCCACAGAUGCAAUUAA
This is a messenger RNA of Macrosiphum euphorbiae (potato aphid), 246 nucleotides long. NCBI's taxonomy places the organism in Eukaryota, Metazoa, Arthropoda, Insecta, Hemiptera, Aphididae. The record is from the annotation of a GenBank genome assembly.